This is a messenger RNA of Gekko japonicus, 1728 nucleotides long. RefSeq names its product tigger transposable element-derived protein 3-like. Gene Ontology annotation, cellular component: nucleus. The record is from RefSeq and is a predicted model, not a curated record. Bases 1 to 1728 code for a protein of 575 amino acids. Lineage: Eukaryota; Metazoa; Chordata; Lepidosauria; Squamata; Gekkonidae. The transcript has a single exon. Gene Ontology annotation, molecular function: DNA binding.
AUGCCCCACUGGUGCCUGGAGUGCGGAAAGAAUUUCGGUCAAAAGGCAGACUUGGAAAAGCACCUGGCGAACCACGCCGGGCAGUGUUCGUACAUCUGCAGUGACUGCGGCAGGAGCUUUACCGAACACCUGGCCCUCCCCACCUGUCGGGGAGCGUGCCCGGUGGGGAGUUCCUUCGGCCACGUCGGCUGCCGGAGGAAGAGCUUGCCUCCGCCGAGUGAGGCCGUCGCGCACCGGAAAGAGCGGAAGGAGCUCUCCCUGCAGGAAAAGGUCCAGGUGCUGGAGGUGCUGGAAGGGCCCAAGGUCUCCCAGAGCGAGCUGGCCAAAAGGUUCGGAGUCUCCCAGCCCCAGAUCUGCCGCAUCAUCAAGAACAAAGAGCGGAUCCUGGCGGAGUGGUGUAAAAAUGGCAACCCGGGACGCAAGCGCAAGCUGGAACAGAAGGGGGCGGCCGGUGAGGCGGCCCUCCUGCAGUGGUUUGAGCAGAGUUGCACACCCAGCCUCCCCACCAAUGGGACACAGCUCCAAGACAAGGCCAAGGCCCUCUCUGGGACACUAGGGAGACCGGAGCUGCACGGUUGGCUGGCUGGGUUCAAGUCGAGGCAGAGAACCGCCCGAGAAAGGCCCCGCACGGAGAAACAGAACGGGGAGCUACCGGAAGAGGAGCCCUGGGAAACCACAGUCCUGCCCGGUCUCCUCCGUCAAUACGAUCCUUCCGACAUCUACGCCUGUGGUGAAGUCGGCCUCUUGUUCCAGGCGACCCCAGAAGAUCUGGCGACGGAGCACAGACCGGGCGCCAAGGACCAGCUCACCAUCUUGCUCUGCACCAACUUAGAUGUGUCGGAUAAAAGGGGCCCCCUGAUCAUUGGCAAAGGGCCGAUUCCGUUUUGCUUCCGGGGGUCUGGCGCGGAGGAGCCACCCGUAACAUACAGAGCCCACCACAGGGCUUGGAUGACGACGGCCGUCUUCUCCGAGUGGCUCCGGAAACUCAACGAAGACAUGAAACGCAAGCAGAGGAGUGUGGUGCUCUUCUUGGUCCCGUCCGCCGCCCACCCCUCCGUGGAGCUCUCGAACAUCCGGAUGGUCUUCCUGCCGCUGCAGCCCGCCUGGAUCCGUCCUCUGGAGCAAGGGAUUAUCCAGAACUUUAAGGGCCACUACCGGCGGAGGAUGCUCACCCGACUGAUCGCCAGGCUCGACAGCAAAGCUUCCAGCUCUCCAGACGCACCGUCCAAGCACCUGACCCUUUUGGACGCCGUCCACAUGGUACUCCAAGCCUGGUCCGAGGUCUGUCCACAGACAGUGACCGACAGCUUCAGAGCCGCUGGCUUCGGCGUGAGCCCUCGCAUCCCGGCUCCUCCCGGGGACGUGGUCCGAGCCCUCGGGUUCCUGAACCGAGAGCAGUUUGAGCGCUUUGUCCUGGUCGAUGAAGGCCUGGAGUGUUCUGGGGGGCAGGGCGGUGCGGAGGUGGCGGGAGGGGACCAGCGGUGCGAAGACCCGGUCUGUGUGACGGCGGAGGAGGAGGAGGAAGAAAGGGCCGAGGACCCGGCUGCGCUCCCCUGCCCCUCAAAGGCGGAAGUCCUGGAGAGUUUGGCCAAGCUGCGGCGCUAUUUUGAGUGCCACGCGGCCCCACCAGCCGCGUUCCAGACGUUCUACAAGCUAGAGGACGUGGUUCACGGGAUGUCUCUGGCCGAUAGGCAAGCUUCAAGGGCCAGGACCCUUAACAAAGAGUGA